This is a messenger RNA of Branchiostoma floridae (Florida lancelet), 1462 nucleotides long. RefSeq lists its product as uncharacterized. Bases 46 to 981 code for a protein of 311 amino acids. The transcript is spliced from 5 exons. Gene Ontology annotation, cellular component: membrane. The record is from RefSeq and is a predicted model, not a curated record. NCBI's taxonomy places the organism in Eukaryota, Metazoa, Chordata, Leptocardii, Amphioxiformes, Branchiostomatidae.
CACAUCAAGAUACAAAAAGGAAGCGUAGCUGAAUCCGUCUCCGUCAUGAAGCUUUCGCCGUCAUUUCUUCUCCUGUUCUCGUGGUUUGCCGUCUCAACUGCUUCAAUUGACCUGAAUCUCGGUGACCAGUACGGAUGUUCUUUUGACGCUGAUGUCUGCGGCUGGGCCAUAGAAGGCCCAGUCAACCACAUGGGUCCGGGUGUGUGCGAUCACGGGUGGCCAAACGAUGCACUUCAGGGUGUUACCGCCCCCGGUAGGUACAUGUGCUUCCACCUGGAGAGUCUGCCUGUAGGCACGGACAGAGCCCGACUGACCAGCCCGGCCAUCAACACGACCCACCCUGUAGUGAUGAGCUUCGCCGUCGGAACAGUCAGGCCGCCCAACUCUACAUACCUCAAUGUCUUCACGUUGAACGAGACUAGUACAGAGCGACUGCUUUGGUCAACCUCUGACCUCCUAUCCCCAUGGCAACAUGUACUAAUUGGCGUGGUGCAGCCAGGGCCUUACAAAGUCGUGAUUGAAGGAACUUCGAAUCCUCCCGACUUGCCAAACUUUGGCAUUGACAACUUGACCCUUACUGCUGUUGAAAAUUUAACUACGACCGAGGCCAUGCCAACAACUGAAUCUUACACCGACAGUGUGAGCACAGUUCUUAUGACAGGUGGCCAAGACGAGACCACUUUACCGGCGAUAACCGACAGCUCACAUAAUUCCGCAUUUAAAACGACCGGUUACACAAAAGAAACGUCUAAACCAUCUGACCCUUCCAAGACUCCCUCAACGACGUCUAAAUCGGAAGAGGCACCAACGGAAUCCGCCCAACGCGGAGACGCCAACACCAUCCCUAUCGCCCUUGGAACAACGGGUGGUAUCCUGGUCGUGGCCAUGGCAAUCGGCGCGUUCGUUCUCUGGAAGAAAUAUCCCAAGAAGGCGGUAGUGUCUCCAGGCAAAACUCCCGAAGUUCACGACCAAGUCCCUUAAAUGAAUUGAUUUCCAACUAAAAUUAAUCUAAAUCUGUUAAAAUGGCCCCUAAUCAGUUUGUAAUUUUGUUGCCCUAACCUAUUGAAACAUUCAAAUAAAAUGAACACUUUUUUUUCUUUUAACAAAUGAGCUUAAAAUAUCAAGUGGAAGUUGAGGUUAUAGAAUUCAGAGGACAUGGACGUUUAACAACGCGGCGAGUAGAAUCGGACAAAAACAUGGAAACUAAGAUGAAGAACAAUUCAAUUAAUGCUACAACAUUACUAAAUAAAGUCAUAUGCUCUCAAUCCACCCAAAAUCAAAAGAUGUGGACUGUCAAAGAUAUUGAUAACGCAAUUUCGUUAUUUCCUACUCUCUAUAUUAUAAUGAGCACAGCAAGUGCAGUGGUAUGACAAGAAAAUAUGUGCCUAUAAGUAAGAAGUUGACUCAACAUACGAUGCCGGACGGGCUUUUCAAGUCUUGAAAACAUUUGUAGCAUAGUAAA